Acanthocheilonema viteae is the source of this 1070-nucleotide messenger RNA. Lineage: Eukaryota; Metazoa; Nematoda; Chromadorea; Rhabditida; Onchocercidae. The record is from the annotation of a GenBank genome assembly.
AUGGGUGAUGAGAGUGAUUCGAGUGAAGAUUGCUUUGUGGUAUCCACGCAACAUAAUUUCAACCCUAAACCACAUAUUGUUACAGUUGUUAAAUCUGAUACUGGUUUCGGUUUCAAUGUCAAGGGACAAGUGAGUGAAGGGGGUCAGUUACGAAGUAUCAAUGGUGAAUUGUAUGCUCCUCUACAACACGUAAGCGCAGUACUUCGUGGAGGUGCAGCUGCGAAAGCUGGAUUAUUGAAGGGAGAUCGUAUUUUGCAAGUAAAUGGUGUUGACGUAGAAGGAGCAACACACAAACAAGUUGUGGAACUCAUAAAAGAUGGUGGUGACAAGUUAUCACUAGUUGUAAUUUCUGUGGAUGCUGUUGAUGCGGAGCGUUUUGAAAAUGGUCUCACUGAAGAAAGUUGUGCUUCGUGCAGAUAUGAUUAUUCCGAGAAGCGAUCAUUGCCUAUAACUAUUCCAAGUCAUCAGACAGUAACGGCAAAUGGCGAACGCUUUAUUGCUUACAAUGUGCAUAUGGCUGGUCGACAUCUUGGAUCACGACGUUACAAUGAAUUCGUUCAAUUGCAUAAUUUACUCAAGCAUGAAUUUAUUGAUUUUGAUUUUCCAAAAUUGCCUAGUAAAUGGCCGUUUUCAUUAUCCGAACAACAGUUGGAUACUCGCCGGCGAGGACUGGAAUCGUACUUGGAAAAAAUUUGCGCUGUUAGAGUUAUAGCCGAUUCGGAUAUUAUGCAAGAAUUUUUGAUGGAAGACUCGUUGUCAGAGUGUGCAAUUGCAGAUGUGCAUAUUCGUAUAUUACUGCCAGAUGGGAAUUCUCUUUUGUUAAAUAUUAAGCGUCAUUGUACAGCAGUAGAAUUAUAUAUGGCGACCCAGAGGCGUUUAAAUAUGUCUCGAGAAGCAAGUAGAUAUUGCGCAUUAUUUGAAAUGACUGAAUGCGGAUUCGAACGGAAGUUAGCAGAUGAUGAGUAUCCACAUGCUCUUUAUAUACAAAAUUAUUCAUCUGCAGCAUCAUCUUGCAUUCUGCUUCGAAAAUGGAUUUUUGAUAUCGAUAGGGAAAUUGAACUUUGUGGACG